This is a messenger RNA of Eimeria acervulina, 9063 nucleotides long. RefSeq names its product G-protein beta-subunit, putative. Gene Ontology annotation, molecular function: zinc ion binding; protein binding. The record is from RefSeq and is a predicted model, not a curated record. Bases 1 to 9063 code for a protein of 3020 amino acids. The transcript is spliced from 18 exons. Lineage: Eukaryota; Apicomplexa; Conoidasida; Eucoccidiorida; Eimeriidae.
AUGGAACCUGGAGCAGCGGAUUUGCUGCAGCAGCAGCUCCAGGGGCUCUUGGAGCAGCAGCACCGCCUGCAACAGCAGCAACAGCAGCAACAGCAAAAGCAACAACAUCAACAGCAACAGCAGCAGCAACACCAGCAGGAGCGGCAGCAGCAACAGCAGCAGCAGCAGCAGCUGCAGUGGCUGAAUACUGCGCUUCCGGAGCGAGACGCAGCUUCAGGCGUAGCAGCAGCGCCAGCAGCAGCAGCAGCGAAAACAGCAGCAGCAGCGGCAACAGCAGCGGCAGCUGCAACGAAGGAAGACGCCCCAGCAGCACCUGGAGGGAACAGUACAGCAGCAGCAUCUAUCUCGACAACGGCUUCUGCUGCUGCUGCUGCUGCAUCUGCUGCAGCGGAUGGGUGCGAAGCAGCAACUUGCAGCAAUCUGCUGCAGAAGGAGGAACCCGCGAGCGACAAGCAGCAGCAGCAGCAACAGCAGCAGCAGCAACAGCAACAGCAACAGCAUACAAAUGCAUCUGUUGCUGCCCUGUUGGCGCUAAGGAGACAGCAUCUGCAGCAGUACCAGUUGCAGCAACUGCAGCAGCAGCGCAUGCAUAGGUUGCAGCAGCAGCAGCUGCAGCUGCUGCAGCAGCAAGCAGCAGCAGCAGCACCAGCAGCAGGGGCAGCCGCAGCAACAGACAGCCCCAGCGACUCUCAUCCACAUGCGGCUCCCGCAGCAGCAGCAGAGAAGAGCCUUCCUCCUGCCGAGGGCUCCCCAGACCUGGCAGCAAGGCUUCUAGAAGGCAGUGCAGCAGCAGCAGGACUGCUGCUGCAGCAGGAGCAGCAGCAGCAGCAUUCGCUUCGCGCUGCAGCAACAGGCGCUGCUGAUGUGGUUGGGGGCCCCACGGCAGCAGCAGGGGCAGCGCAUCAGCUGCAGCAGCUGCAGCAGCUCAAGCAGCAGCAGCAGCAGCAACUGCAGCAGCUGAAACAGCAGCAGCAACAGCAAGCGUCCCUGUUGAGUCUGCGCCAGCAGGCGGCUGUUGCUGCAGCUGCAGCAGCGCAGCGGCAGCAGCAACAGCAACAGCAGCAGCUGGCGCUGCAUCUGAAUCAAGAUACUACAGCAGCAAGCUCCACAGCAGCAACAGCAGCAGCAGCAGCAGCAGAUGCCAGAAGCUUCUUGCUGGAGCAGCCUAGCAGCAGAGCAGCAGUGUUGCUCGCUGCGCUGCAGAAGCAAACGCUGCAGCAGCAGCAGCAGCAGCAAGACCCCUCAGCCCAGCAUGCAGCAGCAUCACGUUCUGGGUUGGGCACACCAUUGCAUGCCUUGUUUGCUGCUGCUGUUGCUGCUGUUGCUGCUGCAGCUGCACUGUACUUGAAUGCUCUGUUACCCCAACAAGGAGCAGCAAACCGGCAGCAGCAGGAGCAGCGCGCUGCGCGGCUGCUGCAGAUGCAGCAGCAGGCUGUUGCGGCUGCUGCUGUCGCUUCGUCUUACAAGCUGCAGCAGCUGCAGCAGCUGCAGUUGCUGCAGCAGCUGCAGCAGAAGCAGCAGCAGCUGCAACAGCAGCAUAUGAGUGAAUCCCCAGGUUCAGCUGCUGCUUCUCCUGCAGCAGCAAGGACGCCAUCUUCAGCAGACAUAGCAGCAGCAGCAGCAGCAACGACCAGUGCUCCUGCGUCAGCUGCAACAACAGCUGCGGCUGCUGCUGCAGCGCAUUCAACGCAGCAGCAGCAGCAGCAAGGAGCCCCCGUUGCGGCAGUAGACAACUGGGUGCAGUGUGAGGCGUGUAAGAAGUGGCGUCGUCUCCCGCUGGGGAUCGAUCCCCACUCGCUCCCCGACUCUUGGUAUUGCUCUAUGAUGCACUGGGAUGCCAGCAGCAGCAGCUGUGCUGCACCUGAAGAAGACUAUAAGGAAGAGCAGCAGCAGCAGAUGCAGCAGCAGAUGCAGCAGCAACUGCAACACCACCACCAGCAACAAUUUAUGCUGCUGCAGCAAAAUACAGUCGCUGGAGUUGAAGCAAGAGACUUAGAAGAGCAAGACCCUGACUUCCUUCCGCACCAACAUGAGCAGCAGCAGCAGCAGCAGCAACUCGCUGCUGCUGCUGCUGCUGCUGCCAACGCUGCAGCGACAGGCGUCACAAAGAGACGCACAAGAAGUUCAUUUCUUGCUGCUGCUGCUGCUGCCGCAGCAACGGGUACGGACUACAGCGCGUCUCCUGGGGGCUGCUGCCCGUCUGCUGCUGCUGCUUCUCUGCCUCCUGCUCUUCAUCAGCUGCCGCCUCACUUGCAGCAGCAGCAGUUGCAGCUGUUGCAGCAGCAGCAGCUCAGUGCAGCGCAACGCGCAGUAGCAGCAGCAGCAGACGGUCGCCACAUCGGCACAGGCUUGGAAGGAGCUCUUGGAGCCCUGCAGCAGCAGCAGCCCGGGACGGCAGCAGCAGCUGCUGCUGCUGCAGCAGAGCUGGCAGCAGCGAGUAUGGCCCCCGGAGCCUCUGAAUUGGUGCGCUUAGAACCAGCAGCAACAACAGCAGCAGCAGCAGCAGCAGCAGCAGCAGCAGUACGUAGUCCUGCUGUGACGUUGCUGCGAGCGCCUGUGGCGAGCAGCCGCUUCCACCCCGUAGCUGACAGACUCCUCAUAUCCUGCCCCGACGGGGCAACGACGACGGGGUGCGCGGUUUCUAUGCCUAACGGAGUGCUGCAUCUGCGGCUGCUGGACGCCAUGCCUGCUCCUUCGGGUGCUCGUCGUGGUGCUGUUAGCAGCAGCAGCAGCAGCGGCGGCUGUACAGCAGAAGACGCAGGAGCAGGAGCAGCAGCAGGAGCUGCGUGUGGGGGCAGCAGCAGCAGCAGUUUUUUUGAGAUGGAUGUGCAGCAGCAGACUUCUCAAGACGGUCUAGGAGGGAGCAAGCAGCAGACGCGCACAGCAGCAGCAGCAGCAGCAGCAGCAGCAGCAGCAAACGCUGAUGCAUGCAUGCAUGUAGACUUUGCUUAUGCUGUGCGGUGGCCAGGCAUAGAGACCCUUAGCGUUGCAGCAGAAGAUGAAGAUCUGCCUUGUGAAUCUGUCUCCUGCAGCAGCAGCGAAGGGGAGGAGGAGAAUCCAACGCCAGCAGCAAAUGCAGCAGCAAAAGCAGCUGCUGCAGCAGCAGAAGGGAAGGCAGGGGAAGCAGGUGAUGACCCUGCAGCAGCAGCAGCAGCAGGGAAAGAAGCUGCUGCUGCUCCUGCAGCAGCAGCAGCAGCAGCUGAAUGCCCUAACCGGUGUCUUGUUGUUCCUGAAGACCCCAACAGCCCUGCAGCAUUUUCUGUUGCUGCUGCUGCGCUGCAGCCACGAGAGCUGCAGCAAAUUGCUGCUUCGCUGACGAAGCAGCUGCAGCAAUGCUGCCCAGUGCUGAAGGGACAGAUUCCUUAUAAAACUUUAAAAACAUUCAGGCCGCUGCAGCAGCGGGGCAGUUCUGGGGUGUAUAGUCAGGAGCAGCAGCAGCUAAUGGAGCAGCGGCUGCAGCAGCACCUCAUGGAGGAACAGCAGCUGCAGCUGCAGCAGCAGCUGCAGCAGCAAAAACGCAUUAUGCUUUCAGCAGCUAACCCAGCCCACCAAGUCCUAGACCUUCGUGAACUGCUGGGGGCUGUCUGUCUUGCGGACCCGACAGUGCAGCAGCAGCAGCAGCAGCAGCAGCAAGAGCUGCAGCAGCAACAGCAGCAAGAGCUGCAGCAGCAGCAGCAGCAGCAGCAGCAAGAGCUGCAGCAGCAGCAGCAGCUGCAGCAGCAAGAGCUGCAGCAGGAAGAGGACGAGCAGCAGCAGCAGCAGCAGCACAACAUUCGGAAGUCUGCUGCUGCAGAUGACGUCGCGCCGAGCAGCAAACGCUUGAAGAGGGCACAGGGCGCUGCUGCUGCUGCAGCUACUGCCGUUGCUGCUGCUGCUGCUGCAUGUACACCUGAGACGGUGAAAGGCAGUAUUACUGCAGGAGUAAGUGCUGCUGUAGAUGCUGCUGCAGCAGAAGCUGGUGAUGCACAGGUUGCUGCUGCUGCUGCUUCUGAGGGUCUUGCUGCAGCAACAGUUGAUGCCACGGCAGCAGCCGCCAAAAGAGAAGCAACAGAGGAGCCCCUUGCUGCAGCAGCAGCAACAACCGAAGCAGCAGCAGCUGCAGAUUUGCUUGCAUUCGCUGCUAUGCAACUGACCAGCAGCAGCAGUAAAAGCAGCAGCAGCAGCAGCAGCAGCAGCAGCACAGAAGGGGUGAAGGCCUCUGGGGAGGAGGAGGCUGCCCACUCGUGGGGCGAGCAGACAGCAGCGGCAGAACAGCAGCAGCAGCAGCAGCAGCACCAACAGGAGCGAAAGCAGCAGCAAAAUGAAGCAACUCAGCAGGAGGCCGUUGCUGCUGCUGCUGCCGAAGCAGCAGCAGCAGCGCCAGAGCCAACGUCGCCUCCAGAGAUAGAAGCUGAGGCUGCUACAUCCGUGAGGACAGCAGCAGCUGCUGCAGCAACAGAUGCUGCAGCAGCAGCAGAUGUUACUGCGGCAGCAGAUGGUGCUGCAGCUGUUGCUGCUGCAGCAGAUGCAGCAGCAGAAGCCUCUUCGGCUUCGAGGGAGUUGCACCAGGCUAUAGAACCAACAGACGCAGCAGCAGCAACAGCAACAGCAGCAGCAGCAGCAACGGGAGAAACGAAAGCUGGGGACACAGCAGCUGAAGCAGAAGCAGCAGCUGAAGCAAAGACAACAGCCAAAACAGCAGCAGCAGCCGAAGAAAUAGCAGCAGCUGAAGCAGCCUCAGCAGCCGAAGCAGCAGCAGCGACAGAUGCAACAGCAGCAGCUGCAGCAACAGCAGCAGACGCUGCAGCAACUGCAGAAACUGCAAGAGCAGCAGCAGCUGAAGCAACAGCAACAGCGGAAGCAGCAACAGCAGCUGAAGCAGCAGCAGCUGAAGCAGCAGCAACUGAAGCAGCAGCAGCUGAAGCAGCAGCAGCAGCAGCAGCAGGAAGAGGAGUAGCUGCCGAAACAGCAGCAGCAGAGGCAACAAAGCAUGCAGCAGAUGCCGCUCAGGGAGCAGCAGCAGCACCAGCAAAAGACGUUGCUGCGCCCGAAGUAGCUGAGGCAGAAGCAGAGGCAGCAGCUCCUGCUGCAGCAACAAUCGCUGGUGCAUCUACAGGAGCUGCUGCUGCUGCUGCUGCAUUACGUAGAGCGCCCGCUAAAGCUGCUGCAGAAGCAGCACCAGCAGAAGAGGAAGCAGCAGCAGCAACAGCAGCUGCAGCAGCAAAACCAUCAUCACGGCGCUGCAGCGACGGGCCAAAGGAUGCAGAAAAAGCAGAAAAAGCAGCAGCAGGAGCAGCAGCAGAGGGAGAUGGUGCUGCUGCAGCAGCAAGCGCAGCCGCGUCUAUAGCAAAAACCUCGGAAGCAGAAGCAGCAUCGUUAAGGGGAAGGAGAGCAGCAGCAUCAGCAGAACGAGCAGGAGCAGCAGCAGGAGCAGCAGCAGCAGUAGAAAGAGCAGCAGCAACAGAAACAGCAGAACAAGCAGCAGCAGCAGCAGAGGAAGAUGAUGAUGAAGAUGGAAGAGACCCCUGGGCCCCUAUGCUGUCUCCCAUCCAAGAGGAGCUGCCUAGCAGCAAACGAAGCAGCUGCAGGACUUCGCUUAGCGACAGCAGCAACUGCAGCAGCAGCAGCAGCAGUAGCAGCAGCAGCAGCAGCAGCAAGCGGAGAGGGGAUCGGCACAGGAGACACACAAACAGCACUGCAGCAGACUCCCACAGAACCAGCAGCAGCAGCAGCAGCUCGCGCGGCAGUAGGGAGACCCUUCGUUCUUAUGCUGUUGAUUCACUUGUAAGCAGCAGCAGCAGCAGGGAAGGUCGCAGCAGCACUGGCAGCUAUACCAGGGCAGAAAGGCUGCACAGAUCAACCGGCAGCAGCAGCAGCAGCAGCAGCAGCAGCAAGGGAGGGAUUUCCCUAUCGAGGGCCUCUUCAUUCGAAGAGAGUGCAGCAGCAGCAGCAGCAGGUAUGUCUGACUCGGAUGAUCCCUGGACUCCGGUCCCCUCAUUAGAUGCAGCAGCAGCAGCAGCAGCAGCAGCAUCGCCUAGCAGCAGACACGGCAGCAGCUCGAGGGACAUUGGGGGUCUCAACCAACGAGAAGGCAGCGCUGGUGGGUCUGUUAGCUGCUCCUCUCCUAGCGGCUUCCUGCAGCAGCAGCAGCAGCAGGAGUAUGGGCAAAGCAGACAGGGCAGCAGCAGCAGCAGCAGCAGCAGCGCUGAGAUGGGGGGCAUUGAAGGUAGAGGCUCUGCCCCCUCAAGGCCGCUGUCUCCUCGCCGCAUGCAUUCUAGGUUGCGGCGUCAGCAGCAGCAGCAGCAGCAGCAGGAGCUUGAUGAAGAGGACGAGCACGAGCACGAUCAGCAGCAGCAACAGCAGCAGCAGCGGCGCAUGGGUGUGGGGCCCCCUCCCCCUUUAUCUAGGGGUCGUCCUUUGCUGCUGUCUUCAUUGAACCGUCAUGCACCUCCUUCUUCAAGAGGAGACAGAGGACAGCCGCUGCUGCCUUGGGGUUUAAAUGCGCAGCAAACAGCAAACCCUCCUCUUCAGCUUCUUCCUGCUGCUGAGCAGCGCAUCUUCUCUUGCUGGAGACAUUCUGAGGACCCAUUUGCUGCUCCUUAUCCACCUGACCCUCCACUCAGACACCGCAUUCGAGAUUUCCAAGACUAUAGACCUCUCAGACCAGGGGGCCCCCAUGGGGGCCCCCCUCAUGGAGGGGGGCCCCCCCAUGGAGGGGGCCCCCACGGUGGGGGCCCCCACGGUGGGGGCCCCCAUGGAGGAGGGCCUCAUAGUGGGGGCCCCCAUGUUGGGGGCCCCCAUGGUGGAGGGCCUCAUAGUGGGGGCCCGCAUGGAGGGGGCCCCCAUGGAGGGGGCCCCCAUGGGGUAGUUGGUUCGCAUGGGGGCCCCCCUGUUCAUGGGUGCAGUUCAGGCAGCUGGGAUAUGCUGCGGUCUCCUCCUCAUGGGGGUACAGAGAGAGACAGAAGAAUGGGUGGGGGGGCCCCCAGUGGGGGCCCCCAUUGGGAUGGGCGUGAAGAGGGGUUGAUAGCAAGGGGUUUGAGGAGGCCUGCUUCUUCUUUAGGCUACAGACACCAGCGCUCACACCCCUGGGUUUUUGCUGAGCCCUCGGCUUUGCAGCAGGCUUUGCUGCUGCUGUUGCAGCAGCAGCAGCAGCAAACGCUGCAGCGCAGUGUAGCGCGAGACGUGUGCAGCGCAGUGGAUAUCAGAAGGAGCCGCAGGCAGACAGCAGCAAACAGCAGCAGCAGUAGCAGCAACAACGAAGAGACAGACAGACGAAAAGGGAGACAGCCAGCAGCAAGCAGCAGCAGCAGCAGCAGCAAUAACGAACAACGAGAAGGGGAGUGGACGAAAGCUGAGAUGAGCCCGGAGGGGCACAUCGUAGCUAUCUACGGGCUUGAGGGUUUGCUCCCCAGGGCGCUCCUUCUCCCAGACCCCACAACCGCUUCAAUUCAUUUUUGUCGCAGCCGUUGCAGUAACAGGAACAGCAGCAACAGCAGCAGCAGCAGCAACAACAACGGCAGCAGCAGCAGCAGCAGCAGCAACAGCAGCAGCAGCAGCAGCAACAGCAGCAGCAAGAGCAACAGCAACGGCAGCAGCAGCAGCAGCGGCAGCAGCAGCAGCAACAGCAGCAGCAGCUGCUGCUGCUGCUUCGGACACGGCAAGGGCAGAGAGUGGCUGCUGGGAGCUCCUCUGAAGCAGCAGCACCUUCGGCUGCUGUUGUUGUUGCUGCAGCUGUUGCUGCUGGCGCUGCUGUUUCUGCUGCUGCUGACUGCGCUGACGAUGGAUUCCUGCAGCAGCAAGCGCAGCGAGCCUCCGUCUGCUGCAGCAGCAGCAGCAGCAACAGCAGCAAGAGCGGAUCUGGAGUGUACAGACAGGUGCGUAUCUCAGAGCCCUCAUAUAUUUGAUAUCUGCUUCCACCCCACAAACCCUAAACUAGUUGCUGCUGCUGCAUUUGAAGGAGAGAUAGAGCUGCAUGCAUUACCAGAGAAAGAUGUGCUGCAGCAGCACCUGCAGCAGCAGCAGCAGCAGCGAGACAAGCAACGCGAGCUCAAAAGGCAGCAGCGACGCAGACUCCGACUGCAGCAGAAGCGCGAGCAGCAGCAGCAGCAGCAGCAGCAGCAGCAGGGUGUUGAUGAAGGCGACAGCAGCAGCAGCAGCAGCAGCAGCAGCAGCAGCGAUUCAUCUGAUGAGGAAGCCCCGGAUCGCUUCCUAGAAGCAGACUUAGAGUGUUUACAGACCCGCAUCCAAACCCUAAACCCUCACAAGAAGUCGUGCAGGGCUAUUCACUUCUGGAAGGAAGGAAACGCUAUUUUAAGUGCGUCAGCUGAUGGGCGAUGCUGCAUCGUCGAUGUCGACUCGGGGGUUUGUACAUGGCGGUCUCUUCGCAGCAAGGCUGGCUUCGACGCGGCAACACCACUCUCUUGCAAUGCAUUUGCAGCAGCAGAUGAAAGCGGUAGAAUAUCAUUGUGGGACACCCGCCAGCAAAAACCGACAAAGAUAUUUCCUCCUGAAAUGCCUGGAGUCUCGAGCAUGUGUUACUCUUCGAGUUUGCUGCUCACGGCGGGCUGCGGAUAUUUGACUGUCUUUGAUCUCAAAAAGGCGAAACUGAAGGCACGCAGCGACGAGUUAGAGGCAGACUUCACCAGUGUGCUUAGAGCUAAAGAGGGUUCAAAGGUUUGCUGCGGCUCCGAGGAAGGCAAUAUUUGUCUCUUUACUUGGGGCGACUUCGGCGAUUUCAGCGACAGAAUUACAGACAUACGAACAGGGGUUAAUGCAUUGGUCAAGCUCGAUGAAGACACCCUCCUCGCGGGCUGCGGCGACGGAUGCAUUCGCGUAGUUCAGCUGCACCCCAACAGAAUUGCAGGGAUCUUGGCGGGGCACGGUCGUCGCGAUGGGCCUGUUGAGCGUUUGUCUUUGAAUUGCGACAAAACCCUCCUAGCUUCGAUUGCCCACGACAGCAGAAUUCGGAUUCAUGACGCGAAGAAGGUGGAGAAGAUGAAGACCAAAGUCGUCAGGCGUCUGAAGAAAUCUCAGCAGCCCCAUCACGACUUGCGCUCCGGCAAAGAUUUCUUUGACGAUUUGUAA